ACGGACGUUAUAUGGCAGUGCUCAUUCCAGUUAGAGUAUAGUUCAAUGGGCACAUUCUACUGCAAUUGGGAAGUCACUGAAUCGAAGAUUGACAAAUGCGGCAACGAUGCGCCGCCUUAUGCGUUAACCAAUCCGUACGUUGAUGGUUGAUCCUUGAAUGUAAUUUCGUACGUCGAAUAGUACGCCGCGUCGCGCCGUCGUGUUUCACCCACGCACGCAGGGAAUAAUCGGAAGUCUCCAAUUCAUGUAAGCGCGAAUUGCCGAAACGCGAUAUACCUACAUAUGAUAAGUGAAAGCAGUACAAUAUAUAAUUGUUAUCGCUGUCGCACGGCGAUCAACCGCACAACCGGAUCAACUGAUCAACUACAGAGAGGGUGUCGUUUCGCAGAUAGAUAAGUAUCACCAGCGCAAACAACUUCCAAAAUGAAUGGAAUUAUUCCUGAAAUGGAACAGAUUAUUAGUCAACUUGAGAGAGGUACCGUAGUGACAAAAUUUUUUCCAAGAAAACGACCAGAAAAGAAAACUCUUAUGAUAAGAAGGGAAACUAGGCAGAUCGUUUGGUCAAGGAGUGCGACUUCUAGACCUUUCGAUGGUUCAGUGGAAAUAAGAGAGGUGAAAGAAGUAAGGAUAGGAAAACAAUCUAAAGACUUUGAAAAAUGGCCUGAAGAUGCUAAAAGAAUUGAAAAUUUAAGAUGUUUUGUGAUAUACUAUGGAUCAGAAUUUAGACUGAAAACUCUUUCCAUAUCUGCUCUUAGUGAAAAAGAAUGUGAACUGUGGGUCAAAGGGUUGCGUCACUUGGUACAAGAUACUAUUAAUGCACCAUAUCCAUUACAAGUUGAAAGAUGGCUAAGAAAAGAAUUUUAUGCGAUGGAAAAUUCUCGUGAAACGGUCACGUUGAAAGAUGUGAAAGCAUUUUUGCCUCGGGUUAACUGCAAAAUUGCUACAAAUAGACUUAGAGAAUUGUUCCAGGAAGUAGACACGAGAAAUCGAAAUGAACUUGGUUUUGAUGAUUUUGUCAUUUUAUAUCAUAAACUGAUGUUUGAUCAAAAUAAUCUUGCAGAUUGGCAUAAAUUGUUAAAUUAUUCUAAAAAUGGACAGACUGUUACGCUUCAAGAAUUCCAGAAUUUUUUAAUAACUGAGCAGCAAGACAGUUUGGGGAAUAAUGAAUUAGAAGUAUCACGUUUCAUUAGAGAUUAUUUACAAGAUUCUCAAAGGGACAUACAAGAACCAUAUUUGACUUUCUCAGAAUUUAUAGACUUUUUAUUUUCUAAACACAACGACAUAUGGAAUCAAAAAUUUAAUCAAGUUUCUCAAGAUAUGAAUCGGCCCCUUGCAUACUAUUGGAUAUCGUCAUCGCAUAACACGUACUUGAUGGGGGAUCAGAUUAGCAGUGAAAGCAGCUGUCAGGCGUAUGUGCGUGCACUAAGAGCAGGAUGCAGAUGUAUAGAGCUCGAUUGUUGGGAUGGUCCAGAUGGAAUGCCAUUUAUAUUUCAUGGACACACACUUACCACUAAAAUUAAAUUUUUGGACGUUAUCAAGACUAUCAAGGAGCAUGCUUUUGCUACAUCUGAAUAUCCUGUUAUUUUAUCUAUCGAAGAUAAUUGUACUUUACCUCAACAACGUAAAAUGGCAAUGACUAUGCAAGAGGUAUUUGGUGACAUGUUGUUAGUCCAACCUGUUGACAAGAAUGAAACUUGCCUACCUUCGCCGUACGCAUUACGUAGAAAAAUUUUGUUAAAACACAAGAAACUUCCAGAGGGUGUUGACGAAGCCUCAUUUCUUGUUCGUAAUGACGAAAGCAGACAAGAGAUGGACCUUAGAAAUACUGUGAAAAAUGGGAUUCUUUAUCUCGAAGAUCCUAUUGAUAGAGAAUGGAAUCCUCACUUUUUUGUAUUGACACAACAAAAGUUAUUUUAUACAGACACAUUUUCAAGAGCACAGGAAACCGAACAUGAUGAAGAUGAAGAAAGCGGCGUUCGGAGAUCAAUGGAUGGCGCGCCAAACGACGAGUUACACUUUGGAGAGAAAUGGUUUCAUGGAAAAUUAGCAAGGGGACGAGUGGAGGCUGAAGAAUUAUUACGACACUAUUCCUAUCUUGGAGAUGGUACUUUUCUAGUACGACAAUGUGUUACAUUUGUAGGUGAUUAUUGUUUAUCGUUUUGGCGUAAAGGAAAGGUGAACCAUUGUCGUAUUAAACUGAAACAAGAAAUGGGUCAAACACAGUAUUAUCUCAUUGAUACCAAUUGUUUUGACAGCCUGUACAGUUUAAUUACUCAUUAUCGUAAUCAUCCACUUAGAAGCCAAGAAUUUUUAAUCACAUUACAAGAACCAGUGCCUCAACCAAACAAACAUGAAGAAAAAGAAUGGUGGCAUCCCGAAUGUACUCGAAUCGCGGCAGAAGAGAUGUUAAAGCGUAUACCUACAAAUGGUGCAUUUUUAGUAAGACCUAGUGAAAGAGAAAGUAAUUGCUAUGCGAUUUCAUUUAGAGCAGAAAAGAAGAUAAAGCACUGUAAAAUAAAACUUGAAGGAAGGCUGUAUACUACUGGAACUGUAGAAUUUGAGAGUUUAGUUGAAUUAGUCAAUUAUUACGAACGACAUCCGUUAUUCAAAAAUAUCAAAUUAAGUCACCCUGUUAAUCAAGAUAUUAUCAGAAGAAUGGGGUUGGAUAAUGAUGAUGGAUCUGUUUAUGGCAUCCCUGGUUAUAUGGAUCCUACAAGUUUUACAUCAAAAGUUACCGUUAAAGCUAUUUAUGAUUAUAAAGCUAGAAGAGACGACGAAUUGACAUUAGUCAAGCAUGCUAUAAUUACUAACGUUAAUCCCCAAAGUGGAGGAUGGUGGAGAGGGGAUUAUGGUGGUAAAAAACAACAUUGGUUUCCUGCUAAUUACGUGGAACAAAUUGAUCAACAAGAAACUCAAGGAGAUUCAGCGGAUUCUAUGAUGCUUGGUAGUUUGCAAAAAGGUUCAUUGGAUAUAAUGGGUGCUGUAGUAGAAUUAACAGUUGGGGAAAGACCAGGUUUGGAAUGGAUUUUAAGAAUACAAAAUCCUAGUAUGUGUUCAGUAUUUGAAAUUGCAACACCUUCGAAAGAUACUGCAUUAGAAUGGAUGUCAAGUAUUAAAGAGACUGCACAAAAUGCAAGUGUUAGGGAAAGUCAACACAAGGAAAUGGAAAGGGCAUGGAGAAUAGCCAAGGAAAUGUCUAAUCUUAUAGUAUAUUGUAGAUCAGUUGCAUUUAACAUAGAACGAAUAAAAGCUAAGGGGUUUACGUUCAAUGAAAUGAGUAGUUUUCCUGAAACAAAGGCUGAAAAAUUAAUGUGUCAACAAGAAAAUAAAUUUUUUAUAAAAUAUCAUCAGAUUCAAUUUAGUAGAGUUUAUCCAAAAGGGCAACGCAUUGAUUCAUCUAAUUAUAAUCCUGUACCAAUGUGGAAUUCUGGUUGUCAAAUGGUAGCUUUGAACUAUCAGACUGGAGACAAAUCAAUGCAAUUAAAUCAGGCUAAAUUUAAGGAGAAUGGCAAUUGUGGCUAUUUAUUGAAACCAGAAUUCAUGUUCAGACAUGACUUUAAUCCAUAUGACAAAAAUACAUUGUAUGGAGUUGAAUCGCUCAAGAUUAGCUUAAAAAUUAUUGGAGCGAGGCAUUUAUUGAGAUCAGGAAGAGGCACUGUUAGUCCAUCUGUCGAAAUCGAAAUUAUAGGCGCAGAUUUUGAUUCUGGAACAAAAUUAACAACAAGGACGAUACAGGAUAAUGGAUUUAAUCCAAUGUGGAAUGAAACCUGUGAAUUUGAGACAUUCAAUCCAUAUUUUGCUCUUAUACGAUUUUUGGUACAAGACGAAGAUAUGUUUGGCGAUAGCAAUUUCAUAGGACAAGCUACUUAUCCAGUACGCUGUUUAAGAACAGGAUAUAGGAGUGUUCCAUUAAAAAACAUGUAUAGCGAAGAUCUUGAGCUUGCUUCCUUAUUAGUACACAUUAAUGUUACAACUUUAUCGGUACAUAAUGCAUAAAAUAAAUCAACAAAGAUUAAAUCUGUGUUAUAGAAUAUUAAAAUUGUAAACUAGUAAAAUUAGCGUAUGAGAUGGAGAAUUAUAUACAAGUUAUUAGUUAAAUGGAACGUGUAUUGCAAUAGUGCAUAAUUUCAUAAAAGUAACAUAGAUCAGAUUACAUAUUGUUAGAAAAGUAUAUAUUUAUGUUAAUUUUUGACAAAUUAUAUAUUACACACACACACACACACACACACAUUGCAACAAUUUGUAUUAUAUAUAGCUGCAACAAUUUAUUGGAAGUAUUUCUAUAAUUGCAAUAUAAAAGAAAGAUAAAUAAUUUAAAUAAAUAUUCUCUGACUGAAAAAGGGAAGAAUUAAAAUUUAGAAUAAUUAAUUAAAAAAUGGUUAAUACAGUUUUUUAAAUUUAAAAAAUAGUUUGUAUGCAUUGAAGUAAAUAUCUAUAAAUAAAACAAGAGAAAUUUAAUAAAUAGCACAAAAGUAUACUAUGGCCGAGCAUCUUAAGACGUUACUUAAGAUGAUCUUAAAUAUAAGAAUCGACUAUGAAUACCGGCCUUAUAAUUGGCAUGUGCGUUACACAGAUGUAAUUGCAUUUAACAAAAACUAUAGAAAAGAUGUACAGGGUGUUCAUUAAUGGUUGAACCCACUUUUUACCAUAGGAGCAUGAUUUACCGACAGAUAUGUAUUUCUAACAUAUUAUUAUAUUAGAAAUAACAAAUACGUGUUCCUAUAACGUGGGGACAAUCAUUAAUGAACACCCUGUAUAGCAUAUAAGCCUUCUUUGAAACGCAUUUAAGACAAACUUACCGCGUUAUAUACAUAUAUAAUACAGGUUAUAGUAUGCCUGCUUCUGUGUUGAUAAAAUAAAUGUAGCAGGCAAUAAUAGUUAACAAAGUAACGUUAUAUGUUGCUUACAAUCAACAGCUAUGCGUACGUGCGCGCACGCGAGCGUGUACAUGCAUGUAUCACAUCUAAAAUUGAAGCAUAAAUUUAUGUACACAAAGAAAUUAUAUUUGUGUGCGCGCUUACACACACACACACACACACACACUCUAUCUCUAUCUCAAUGGAAAAUUAAUAAUUGUAUUCUUUUAUCCUCUCUAGUCAAAAAUUCAGACGUCAUUAAUUGAAAGAUUUUAUUAAAUGUAUGUUCAAUCGCGGUAUUCUAUCUGUAUUGUAGAAACAAUGAGUAAUGCUCAAUUAAAUCAGAUAUCAAUAUUUGUUCCAAUUACGUAGUUAGCGACUAUUUAAAGUAUUAUUCUAUCGUGGACAUCUUCGAUAGGGAAAGUCUUCCUCGAUAAUUAUACACAUGUGCGCGUUAGCUUUAUAUAGCUAUUUACAAUCAAUCCAUCAGUCUUCCCAAUUGUAGCACGUUCUAUAGAGAUGCCGUUAUAUUAAUUUUUUUAUAUACUUGGAUCGUGUCAUACAUUAAAAUGUCACCUAAUUUUGAACAUUGUAUUUUUUAAAUAUGUAUAAUUAUAAAUCAGAAUUGUGAAAAGUGUACGUCCGCUGUGCCUGUACUUUGUAUCAAGAGCGAUACGCAACGAGACAUGCCUGUGAAAAAAAAAACAGAUCCAUAGAAAAUUCGACAUAAUAUAUUUUGCUUUGUUACAAGUGCGAUUAAACAUAUCGAAUUAAAAAGGUUUUACAAAAUAGGCCUACGGAUAUUGUAAUCGAUAAAGAGAAUUGAAAAGAAGUAUGUAUAUGUAGAUGUGUUGGAUGUUGAAUGUAUUACGUACAUACAUUACAUGUCACAGAAUAUAAUAAAUUUCUAUAUGCA
Messenger RNA from Solenopsis invicta (red fire ant), 5772 nucleotides. It is a transcript of the gene sl, whose product is annotated as 1-phosphatidylinositol 4,5-bisphosphate phosphodiesterase gamma-1. Bases 424 to 3996 code for a protein of 1190 amino acids. The record is from RefSeq and is a predicted model, not a curated record. Gene Ontology annotation, biological process: phosphatidylinositol-mediated signaling; positive regulation of epithelial cell migration; phospholipid catabolic process. Lineage: Eukaryota; Metazoa; Arthropoda; Insecta; Hymenoptera; Formicidae. Gene Ontology annotation, molecular function: protein binding; calcium ion binding; phosphatidylinositol-4,5-bisphosphate phospholipase C activity. The transcript is spliced from 20 exons.